Molecule: messenger RNA, 1319 nt
Organism: Aspergillus caelatus
Lineage: Eukaryota; Fungi; Ascomycota; Eurotiomycetes; Eurotiales; Aspergillaceae
Product: HSP20-like chaperone
Exons: 3
Coding region: 182-1132 (316 amino acids)
Source: RefSeq, a predicted model, not a curated record
UAAGCCCCUUCGGGCCACUUUGGGCGGCAGCUGCGGCGGCAGUAUUUCUGCGGCUUUCGAUGCGAUUUGCCCCCGCCAACGAAGGUUCACGUCUCAUGGACUGAAGCGAUUUUGCUGUUGCUAGUAUAUUAUACGUCCUACUGAGACGAGAAGUGCAUUGUGCCUCCCCCCAUCGAAAAAAAUGUCCAAGUGCGUCCACAAGGGUUGCGGGAAGGUCUUCACCGAUCCCGAAGAGCCAUGCGUCUAUCAUCCUGGGCCACCCGUCUUCCAUGAAGGCCAAAAGGGCUGGAAAUGCUGCAAGCCCCGCGUUCUCACCUUCGAUGAAUUUCUCGAAAUCCCACCCUGUACUACCGGCAAACAUUCGACUGUAGACGAUACCCCAGUCGAACCCCCAAAGAACACAGACGCAGCUGCACCCGAACUAGUUGCCCCCCAGCCGGUCACUGCACCUGUCGCAGAUAGCGGGGUACCACGGCCAACAUACUCGCCCGCUAUUGCCCCUCCGUCGAACGCAGCCACACCUGCCCCCGAAGAGUCAGAGUCCGACGACCCAUCUCUUGAGAUCCCGGCUAACGCCACAUGCCGUCGGAAGGGAUGCGGCGCCAACUAUAACUCGUCCGUGUCGCGGGGGGAGGAAAAAUGCGUCCAUCAUCCGGGACAGCCGAUUUUCCAUGAGGGCAGCAAGGGAUGGUCAUGCUGUAAGAAGAGGGUUCUGGAUUUCGACGAUUUCCUGAAGAUUGAAGGCUGCAAGGAGAAAAAUAAACAUCUCUUUGUCGGAAAGGGCAAGCCGGCUGGUGAAGAGAAGGUGGAGAGUGUCAGGAACGACUUCUACCAAACACCACACUCGGUCAAUGUCUCGCUUUACCUCAAGAAGAUCGAUAAGAACCAGGCUAAAGUCGAGUUCUCCGAGAAGUCGAUCGACCUGGACCUCCCCACUACCGAUAACAAGCGGUACAAAGAUACAUAUCAGCUGUUUGCGCCGAUUAAUCCCGAAAAGUGCCAGUUCAAGGUGUUGGGUACUAAACUGGAAUUGACGCUGGCCAAGGCUGAUGGGACUAGCUGGCCAGUCUUGCGGAGCGAUGACAGAUGGAGUGGAGAGAGGAUUCAAAUCGGACAGGCUGGACGGGUCUGAGGUUACUAUAUAGCAUAAAUGAGACAUGGGAAACACAUAUCUUGCACUAACAUGGUUGGAACAUGGUAUCUACUCAGCUUCAGAGGCAUACAUUCACUCGUAUCGCCAAGACACCUUGUGAUGGCACUAAUUCAGGAUUGGGUUGUAUUGGCACAUGACGAGACUUGCUAUGUUGAUCGCUCUUCAG